This is a messenger RNA of Sclerotinia trifoliorum, 1855 nucleotides long. Lineage: Eukaryota; Fungi; Ascomycota; Leotiomycetes; Helotiales; Sclerotiniaceae. The record is from the annotation of a GenBank genome assembly.
GAAAUUAGUAUUUAAAAUGCCUUUCGUUUGCAUUUUUUACAAUUAUAGCUCAAUCCGGACUAGUUGAUAUAAUUCUGUCACAGCUGUGGAAAGAUCACCAAGACCUUCUUUCGCCUCUACAUAAACAAACCACCCCCCGCUCCCCAAACACGAACUUUUGGAACCUCUUUUGUUUUCAACACACUACCAAAUUUCACCCAACGAUAAAUUCAAAUUCAAAUUCAUUCAAAUAUCGAAUUAAAGUCUUCUUGGACUUCUUGUUCAUUAUCUUAACUUUUAAACCAAACACUUAUUACUCUUUUUUACCAACAUCAAUCAAAAUGCCACCAAAGGCCGCUUCUUCUGCUGCUCCCAAAGCCAAAGCUGCCCCAUCCGAUCAUGCCAGCUACCAAGGUAAGGAACAGCUUCUGAAUCCACAACACCACGUCGCAUACAUAUCAUGUAUACAUGAUCGUGAUCGCCUGCAUCUAAUGCAUUGGUUGUGGAGCUUCAUUUUUCCAUAUAUCAAUUACUGACGCGUCACAAUAGAUAUGAUUAUUGAUGCUAUCAUCAACUUGAAAGAGGUAUGUUCUUAUUUCUCCCUUCCACGUCGACGUUUCAAACAUAUGCUAACGUUAUCUUGUAGCGCAAUGGAUCUAGGUAUGGUUCCUUAUAUCCCGCACCAGUUUCCGUAAUCGAUAUUCGACGCGUCCUUUGUUCAUCACUGCCAUCACUCGAAUCUCUUACUGAUGUCAACAUAGCCGUAUCCAACUCAAGAAGUACCUCAAGGCCAACAACAAAAUCAAUGCUAGUGAUAGCAUGUUCGAUUCUCUCUUCAACCGCGCCUUGAAGGCUGGUGUCGCUAAGGAAGUUUUCAUUAUGCCAAAGGGUAUGUCUUUUAUCUGUGCGCCAUACCAUAAUGUAUAUAUCUAACCCCUCCUCCGUAGGUUCCUCCGGUACUGUUAAGCUUGCACCAAAGGCCAAGAAGGCCCCCGCCGAUAAACCAAAGAAGGCUGCCACCGAGAAGAAGACCACUGAGAAGAAACCUGCCGUUAAGAAGGCCGCCCCAAAGAAGGCAACUGCCACCAAGGAACCAAAGGAGAAGACUGGCGAUGCCGCUGCUAAGCCAAAGGCCGCCCCAAAGAAAGCUGCCGCUAAACCCAAGGCUGCUGCCACAAAGGAGACCAAGGAGCCCAAAGAGCCCAAGGAGAAGAAAGCUUCUGUUGCCAAGCCAAAGAAGGCCGCCGCUCCCAAAGCCGUAAGUUGCCUUACAUAUACUAAUGCAUGGACAUACGGCUAAUCAAUGAACAACAGGCCCCAGCUGUAGUUGAAAACCCAACCGUCCUCAAAAAGACAGCAUCUGGACGUGUUACCAAGACCAAGACCGAUGGUCCCAAGAAGGCAGCUGCUCCCAAAAAGGCAGCUACCAAAAAAACCACCCCUAAGAAGGCAGCUGCAUAAAUGUUUCCUACAUACAUGCACACUUCUUUCUAAUGAUAAUCUACUAAGUUUCUUCUGUUCAUAAGGCGUUUCUGGAAAGGAAUAUCACGCGAGAAGGGACCGCGUUUGUUAGUGUUAUUGUUAUUUGUGGAUUUUUCUUAUUCCGAAGCUAUGCUAUGGUUCUGAGAAUAUGUACAAAGUAAUUGUCCGAUAUUGCUUUUGACAAUUACAAGUACUAGGAAACUAUGUAUUGUUGGUUCAGGUUCAUAGGAUUUUGUAUUCAAUGGGACUGGACUGAGGGAAUGGAUGGGCGUUGGGGUUGAAUGCUAGUUGGGGAUCUAAAGGGUUUGGCAGCGAUUGAUAUCAGAUUAUGUUGUACUUGUACAGAAGGUCGACCACAGCCUGAUUUUAGCAGAAUAAAAUGUUUAAAAAUUAC